Molecule: messenger RNA, 1708 nt
Organism: Penaeus indicus
Lineage: Eukaryota; Metazoa; Arthropoda; Malacostraca; Decapoda; Penaeidae
Exons: 5
Coding region: 32-550 (172 amino acids)
Source: RefSeq, a predicted model, not a curated record
UCAGUCAUAGCCAGCGAAGCGUUGUUUCAAGAUGUCUGAUCUGAGGCUCUUGCUCCUGGUCGGCCUGCUCUCUCUGUCCCCGGGUCAAGGCGAGGGAUUCAACAUUACCUACCCAAUACACUGCUCUGGUUAUCGCGUUCAAGGAACCUAUUUUCCCCCUAAAGGCACGAACAUGACCUUACUGACCCUUGAAAUUAAGAACACGGACCAAGUCUUAUACGUCGGACCGAAGGGGAAUGGACCCUCCAAAAUACUUCUGAUGUUUGGAGGAAAAUCUGAGUCGGUCAACCUCACGACGCAACUCCAGAUCGACUUGAGGAAGGACGGUGUCAGAUUCGUUACUCCUGAAAAAAGGAAAAGCUAUUUUAAAAUGCAGUCGAACAGCACUUUGGUGUUGUCUAUUGAGUGUCCCAGUAUUUCCCAAAAAAUGUUUCUUGCAGCGAGCGGUCCCCCGGAAGACGUUGCCCACACCAGCCCGAGCAGCAUCUCAGCAGUCGAUGGUGAUAAAAGCAGUAAGACCUUUCUGGACACCACGGCGGGUAAGGACUAAGCCGAGUCAGCACUAACUGACACACUGUCAACAAGUCUACAGAGGCCGGGUUCCAAUCAUAACCCGGGCGAGGCUCAGCUUCGCAUAUCGGACUUACCCUUAUCCCUUUCUAAGUGUGACAAUUGAAGGUAUGGUGCGUAGACCGGCCAAAGGUAUAUUUUGUUUUAAUGUUGCUUCUGAUGAUGGCGAAAACCAACUGUUGUUUUACGAAACUGCGCUAUCAAACAGCUGUGUGACCUCCCGCAUUGGUCGCAUGGUCGCGUUCCUUCCCUCUCUCUUGGGUUUGGGCCCAGAAUGGCGUCAGGAGAAUUUCCAGUGUAAAAAAAAUUGAAAGUAAUAAUAGUUUUUUUUACGGAAUGACAGUCUUUACUGAGGUGGAGGAAUGCACACGGUCCCCAUGCGGUACCUUUUCUUUUUGAGGGUGUUGAUUGGGCAGACAGUAUUGGCAAAGAGUGGUAUUUUCCGUUCAUUAUUCCUGAGGUAAGAGAAUGAGAUCGGGAUUUUUUUGUAUGUGUGAAAAUCGUCCAGUGUUUGCGAUGUUUCACGCCUUCUUCUCUGGAAAGGGCCGAACCAGCCCUCCAGCAUUUAAGGGCUUGCAAGUUUGUCGGCAAUGUAAGAUCGACAGUUAUUUCCGUGUAGAUGUACAAUUUUCAGCCAGAUUUCAGAUUUCCAGGUUCUGCGCCUCCAAUGAGCAAUGUCUUCAGAUUUUGGCAAGGUUUGAUUCCCGAUCACAGCCAAAAGAAAUCCAUCCUCCCCAUCCAGGUAGGCGAGUGCUUGUAUAUCUGUAAGUCGCGACGAUGCUCUUAUUGAAUUGACUUCGAACUGCUAUUGACAUCAAAUAAACUGCAUUCUGAUUUACAUUUUUUCUCAUAGGCUUACCCUACUGACAUCAGAUUUCCGAAGAGAUUCGUUUCAUGUCCUCAUUCGCCAGCACCUCCUAGGCUCUUAGCCACCUUGACUCGCAAAUCUGCGCUGAGUUACACCUGCUGCAUGAAGCCCAACCAACGUGGAGGUAACUUAGGAAUGAGAUAUGCGAAUGACUGUCGUUUAAGCUUGAUAUCGAACAAGCUUAAGAAAUCUCUCACAUGUACGGUUUUCAUUUCACUUUUACUGAGUUUAUGAUUAUCACAAUGUGCAGCACUCACCACAAAACUGGAA